CUUCGACUUCGACCAUCUGUACAAAGGCCCGCAGCAAGAGUGCCUCCUGCUUCAGACAUCUGCUCCAACAGCGCUUGCAAGCUCUGAAAUUGAUUCAUUUGAGAUGGCUAAGACUGAGCGGGCAGGCUCCGAGACGGGGCCGCCGUCAAACACAGUGAACGAUGGCUCGGAACCGAUGGCUUGUUCAUCACAAGUUUUCAACGAGCCUCCGUUGACGACCGGAGCUGUCUCAUCGAUGGUAAACGAUCGCUCCACCUCUACCAGCAGUACUGGGUUGGAAGGAAAGAAUAUUGAAGACCAGAGCAUGGGGGGAACCACUGAGCCAAUUGUACCGGCGCCGUCAGAAAAAGCUCUUCAUAAUCUUGACCGCGCUAUAAAGGCGCUGCAAGGGGGUCCGCAAGACCCAAAAGGUUCGCCAAUCCUCCGCCUCGCAUCAAUACGAAUCGAAGGUGCCGAGCAAGUGCGCCCGAGCUUCCUGCUUUCGGUUCUGCGGCCUUACAUCGAUCCGCUCGCGCCGCUUCUUCCAUGGUCUGAAGCUCUCUACGCCCACCGGACCUCCUUCAAACGACCUGCACAGCCUACAACGUUUUCAGGAAUACUUGCCCUGACGCAGUCGCUAGGCGCCGACCUGACCUCGUUCGACCUCUUCAAAGACGUCUCUGCGCGUUUUGAACCGUGUGCGCAUCCUCUUGCUUCGGAUGAGGACAUUGAUAUUGUCUUGCAAUGCGUCAAGAAAAGUAGGCUCUUUCUGAAGAGCAGUACAGACAUCGGAAAUGACGAAGGAACAGCGAGUGUGCAGGGAAUGCUCCGAAACGUCUUUGGCGGUGCUGAGACGCUCGAAGGUAGCGCAACCUUUGGGACGCGGACGAGGCGGGCAUUCAACUUGCUUUUCACAACACCCGUGUUGGCGUCCCCCGUGCUGAAUGGCUUGGUCAGCGCUUACACGAUGGAUACCGAUCUCAGCACUUGGUCCAGUUCCCGUUUAAGCACGCAGGGACUGCGCGCAGCUUUGAUGUACACGGGUCGACCGUUCCAGCAACGCGAGCUCGCCUGCGAAGCAUCCUGGCGGCAGCUCGGCCACAUGCUUCCGGACGCGUCCGUCGGGAUGCGCAAGCUGGGCGGCGACAGCGUGAAAGCUGCGUUGACGCACACCUGGGUGCAAGAUACCCGCGAUGAUCCGUUUCUCGGCACGCGCGGCAUCUACAUAAAAGCGGUGCAGGAGCUCGCCGGCCUUGGCGGCUCCACUUCAUUCUUCAAGCUUGAAAGCGAAGUGCAAUGCUCACGGCGCUUGCCGAGCGCGCACGGGUUGGUGUGCUCGUUCGCGGCGCGCACAGGUGUGCUGCGCACGCUGGACGGGCAGCCGAGUGUGUAUGCUGACCGCUUCCACCUCGGCGGGCCGACGAGUCUGCGCAUGUUCCGACAGCAUAGCCUCGGACCGCGAGACGGGCUCGACUCGCUCGGCGGCGACGCCUUCUGGAGCGCCGGCGCCAGCCUGAUCGCCGACAUGCCGCGCCGGCCGGACUGGCCGCUGAAGCUGCAUGCCUUCGUCAACACUGGCCAGCUGUGCCAGAUCGACCAGGCCGCGCCACUUGCUCGUGUCAAGUCUAGUAGCAGUAGCUACAAAGGGGCUGUCCCUGCGACCGGCACGAGCAACAGAGAAAGCGUCCUAGCCAGUACAUUCCGCCAACUCGCCCAACCUUCCAUCUCGGCGGGUGUGGGGCUCAUGUACGUGCAGGGGCCCCUCCGUGUCGAACUUAAUGCCGGCGUGCCGCUUGUCGCACGCAGAGGCGACGGUACGCGCAAGGGUUUGCAGUUCGGUAUUGGGGUGGCUUUCUUGUAGUCUCUCCACCACUCAUUCUAAGCAGCAUAGGGCAUGUCAACUGAUCGCAACAGAUACGCACAGAGGA
This is a messenger RNA of Tilletiaria anomala UBC 951, 1907 nucleotides long. RefSeq lists its product as uncharacterized. Gene Ontology annotation, cellular component: outer membrane; SAM complex. Lineage: Eukaryota; Fungi; Basidiomycota; Exobasidiomycetes; Georgefischeriales; Tilletiariaceae. Gene Ontology annotation, biological process: protein insertion into mitochondrial outer membrane. The transcript has 5 exons. The record is from RefSeq and is a predicted model, not a curated record. Bases 104 to 1840 code for a protein of 578 amino acids.